This is a messenger RNA of Phaeodactylum tricornutum CCAP 1055/1, 842 nucleotides long. RefSeq lists its product with no specific name. NCBI's taxonomy places the organism in Eukaryota, Bacillariophyta, Bacillariophyceae, Surirellales, Neidiaceae. The record is from RefSeq and is a predicted model, not a curated record. Bases 99 to 830 code for a protein of 243 amino acids. The transcript has a single exon.
ACCCUUAGAUUACUAAAAUCUCUUGUUUUGAGCUUGCGAAAACUCUCACAGUCAAGCCACAAAACAAAAAGAGAAUCACUGCAAUACAACUUCUCAGUAUGCCGCUUUUCAAACGACAACGUAGUGAAAGCAUGCAAUAUGCACAAUCGAAACCGUCUGUAUCAACAACUCCGUACCCGUCGGGUAGUUCUAUAGACCGCAGCGGGGACGCCGAGUACACUUCUUGUUCCGAACCCGCUGCGUUUCCGCAAAGUCCUGCACACGUUGCCAAGAAUGCUUACCAAGAGCAACAGAAUCCGCAGCACCAAGGAAAAGUUAUUCUAAAUACAAAUUCUGGGGCGGGAUCGUAUCAACGAACGCAACGAAUCGGGGCGAUUGCGAUUCGGAACGUACGAUUUGCCGAUCAAGCGCUCUUGUAUCCGAACGAUCGCACAGAGGAAGAGGUUCAAGAUGCUUGGUAUUCCGGAGAUGAACUCGAUGUUUUCAAGAAGGAGCGACGAGAUUUGGUGAAGCAAUUGAAACGUGUCAACUUUGAUCUCUCUCAAAUCGAUCAGACACACACGUCCCUGCGUGGCUUUGAACCAUACUUUUCAAUGGAAAUCAACAAGGCUACCAAAAGUGCUCGCAGCUUUGUAUACCAUGUCGUAUUUGGCGAACAAGAACGCCAGCGCAUGUUGAAUAUUGUAGACCGGGAAGCUUUGCGGGAAUUAGCUGCACAAGCAUCUGACUGGGCCUGUGCAAGUGCCAUGCAAUUGGGAUACAAAGAUGCCCUGGAGUGUCACCUGGAGAGCCUGCUCUUUUUCCAAGAACGAUGCAGUAUUUCUCCAUAAAGUUUUUGCGUU